AGAGGAGUUAGUGAGCGCGCACGACUCCACUUAAAUUUUACGCAUCACUUGUUCGUCCAGGCGUCCACACAGAAGACACCUCGUUUUCUGCACAAGCAGGACCAUGUUGCACUUGGAUUUUAUAUAGAAAACACACAUUUUACCUUAAUAACAUUAUUUGAUUAUUAUUAUUUUUAUAAUUAUUUUUAGAAAGCAACAAUAGCACAGAGCAGCAGCAGCGUGUGUGGAGCAAGUGGUCCCAGAAAGAUUUCCGUCAUGGGAGCGUAUGGAUGGAGCUCAGCGCGUCUUGGCUUUGUCGUUUGGGGAUUUUUGGCAUUUUUCUGUGGAGAAUUUGUCCCACAGGCUGAAGCGGGCUGCAGGGAGAGAGAGAGCCCAAACUGCUGCACCGGCCGGAACAACGAAUGUUUUGAGUACUCCAGGAGGAAAACAGUGUGUUACUGCGAUACCUACUGUCAUAAAACAAGAGACUGCUGCGAGGACUAUCAGAGCGUGUGCCAAAUAUCUGCAGCCAUUGACUGUGUGGUGGGAUCAUGGGGUCCCUGGUCAUCAUGCACAUCUUCAUGUGGAAUCGGUAGCAUGGAAAGGAGUCGCCAAGUAUCUGUUCCCCCUAGAAAUGGAGGUACACCCUGUCCUGAUCUCAAACAACGUCGAGGAUGCUUUGGGAACAACGCCAUAUGCAGCACUGCGAAAGAAGUCGCAAAAAUCUUGCCUAAUUCUUUCAAGAGGAACUUCAAGGACCCUUGGAGGAGACCACACAUGCUGAUGAAGGAGGAGAAGGCCAGUUACUGUGUGCAUCUGCAAGUGAAACAGGCUAGCGCGGCAUGUAGACUCAAACUGUGGACCGCUCGACUGAUGAGAGAGACUGCUGUCUGUGUAGAGUGUCAAAGUGAUGCCAUGGCAAAGUCAGAUCGCUGUGGAGGCGAUGGUGUAAGGGGCACCAGGACCUUCUGGUCAGCAGCUUCAGUCCCGGGCUGUCACGGUUCCUGGAUUCGACAGUUUUCUUCUGAGCGCUGCCAGUGUUCUGACAACUCUUUCCUCUUUGUUUGAGGCGGCAUGCUACUCUCAGCAUCCUGCCAAGUGCAGGAGAGCCCUGCCAGCCAAGUCAGACCCUCCAAUCCAGAUUACUGGAUGGGUAACUCAAGGAUAUUAGCAGCAUCCUGCCACUUUUUUCUCUCACCUCAUAUUCUGUACUGUAUAAACUCUUAAAGCACACAUAAAUUCUUGCAUUCAACUUCUGAUUUUACAGCCACGUAAUUCUCCUUUAAAGCACAGCAUCUAUUUGCCUUUUUACCUCUGAGUCUUUGCUAUCUACCUCCAUCAAUGCAAGUGCAUUUUCUAAUGCAUAAUGUAUAAAUAUAGAAAUAUAUUAUUUUGCUUUAUACAUUUUCUACUUAUGAUUGGUUCAUGUAAUGUAUAUGUGUCUAUAUAGCUUCAAUAAUUUGUAUCCAACAGUGUAAACAACAGACAUCUGUCAUUUAUCCCCAAACAGUCCUAAGUCAUCAGUGGUUUUGGAGAUACUAAAACUGAUCAUCAAAGUUGUAUCCAAACUAGGAUCCUUCGCUCAGUAUUUCGAUGUUGUAUCUUUUUUAUCCCAAAAGGCAAAGUUGAAUAUCAGGUACUGAUUCUCAGGUGCUUAGAUUUCAAGUCUCCUUCAUGUCUGCCUCUUCUGGUGGUCAGUCACAGAUGUUUUCAGUAACAUGACUCAUAGCGGAGAUCAAUCACAUCUGUUUAGACUUAAUAUUGCUGGAGAGGAAAAAGAGCCAUAUAAGCGAAUUCACUGUGGUUCUGUCUGUCUUGUGUCCAAGACUUAAAAAAUGCUUCAUGAUUGCUCACCCUGCUCACAGGGGAGUUUUAUCAGAAGAGUAUGAUCCAAGAUAAAUAUCGUGAACAGCCAACUCCUAUAUUAUUAACUAACCGAAUCUCCUCCCAGCACUCCCUACAGUUCCUUUACUUUUUUCAGUUCUGUUUUUGUUGUCUCUGUUGACUUGGUGUUUUCCCUCAAAUAAAAUACAGACUAACUACAGCGUUACCUUCUUGAGUUAAAUGACACAGGAUAAAUUCCUGCAUCUCGUUUGCUGUUGGGUUAAGAAGAAGGCAGGUGCAGUCAUGUUAUGGAAACCUGUUGCUUUCUCUUUACAUCCCCCAUGUCUGCGUUUGUGUGUUUAUUUAUUAUAAACCAUGUGGUAAUUUUAUAAGUGCAGCACAGCAUUUCCUGUACACUGUCCAUUAGUGAAAUAAAGAAAACUAUACCACCAUA
This is a messenger RNA of Oreochromis aureus, 2257 nucleotides long. Its product is annotated as somatomedin-B and thrombospondin type-1 domain-containing protein. The record is from RefSeq and is a predicted model, not a curated record. Bases 256 to 1047 code for a protein of 263 amino acids. The transcript has 5 exons. NCBI's taxonomy places the organism in Eukaryota, Metazoa, Chordata, Actinopteri, Cichliformes, Cichlidae.